AACUAUUUGGUGAGCAGAGCACGUUGUGUUCCAUUUUAUUAUCGAAACUCAAUGGCGGAUGGUAUUGUUAUAGCGUGGUGAUUGUGUCGUUUGUGUUUUGUGCAGAAUUUAGCAUAAUUGUUUGGGAUUCACAUUUUUCUAAACCAAUAUGUAUCAACCCGAUUUGUAUAAAACUGAUACCAGUAUGUAUAUUGAAUUCCUCAGACACUUCGACUCUUUCUAUGAAGAACUUUUCCAAUACGCCGGUCAAGCAGCUCUCUACAGUUUCGACGUUUCGAAAAACGUUUGGGAAAAAACCUCUGCAGAAGGUGCUAUGUUUGUUUACCGUAGGAAAGCUGAAAACCCGCACAACAUACUUAUUGUGAACAAAUUGCACAAACCUAAGGUAAAUUUUAUUGAGCCGAUAGUUCCAGGAGUGGAAAUACAUAUGGAAUGUCCAAAUAUUCUAUACAAAACAUUAGAAGGUAAAAUUUAUUGCUUUAUUUUCCAAGAAAAGAUUGAAUGCUGUAAAAUACACCAGGCCCUCAAAAAUCUUACAACAGCCUGUGACGAUCCUAAGCAGAAAGGUGCAACUGCUCCUGAAGAUCCACUUUCGAUGAUGACUAGGAUUGAUGAACAGUAUAACAAAUCAAAAAUUACCGAUAAAGAUAAAACAGCUUUAUUGACCAGGAAGGCUCAAGAAAUGUAUAACAGCUCAAAGACGAAUGAAGAUGCAAAUGCAGAUGAUGAUACGCCGAAAAGUGUCAAGGAGUUUUUCUUCAAGGCAUCGCAAGGAACACAUUUCCGUAAUGGCCAGCAACCUCAGAUACCAGAUUUCAUGGGCGCCGUUGGUCCCCAACCUCCAAUUCCUCCUCACGGAAUGGGAGCUUUGUCUGAACCUAAGCUUAUAUCCACUCAACCGAAAGCAAUACCUUCUCAUGGAAUGGGUCCGCUGCAUGGACCAAUGAAUGCACAACCAAACCCAAUGCCUCCUCUUGCAAUGAGACCGCGUCAAGAACCGAUAACAGGACUACAACAGAAACCAAUGCUUCCUCUUGCAAUGAGACCGGUCCAAGAACCGAUCACAGGACUACAUCAGAAACCAAUGCCUCCUCUUGCAAUGAGACCGCUCCAAGAACCGAUUACAGGACUUCAACAGAAACCAAUGCCUCCUCUUGCAAUGAGACCGCUCCAAGAACCGAUUACAGGACUGCAACAGAAAUCAAUGCCUCCUCAUGGAAUGAGACCGUUGUCGGAACUGGAUGAACUCACUGAGUUCAACACAUUUCAGGAAGCAAUCACUUCAACGCGUUUCAAAACCCAGCAAGAGCUAUCCGAAUGUGUGCAUGAACACCUACAAUUUGUCGAGAAAAAUCACAAGUCGGCUAUUCCUCAACAGCUGCUACCUUCAUUUUUUGAUCUUCCAAAACAUCAGAAUUUGAAGACCGAGGAUCCUCGUAUCAAAACUGCAUCAGAGCCUACAGUGAACGUCCAGGAAACUCGAAAAAGUUUUGAUUCUAUGUGUCUCUCCGAUACAAUUUCGUCUUCAGUGGACCAUUCAGCAUUUCCUGAAUACAACAAACUUAAAUCACGUCUGAACAGAUUUCUUCCGACGAUUCCAACAAUGGAAGAUCAGCCCUUAUUUAACGCAAGAGAGCCUGCUCUGCAAAUAUCCGAUGGCACACUGAUGACUCCCACGAUGCUUACAAGACUGACUAAAACGAAGAAGGAUGCUGGGGCUCAGCCAGAGUCGGCCAGUCCAAUGGAACCUCUCUCGCAGGAUCAACUUCUACAAGCUCUUAAUUACCUCCUGAAAAGUGAUCCUCUCUUCAUUGGAAGAAUUCAUGAGGCCUACAUAUUAUGCUCCAAAUCCUAAACCUAAAGACAAUAUUUUGGGCACUACGAGAUUGUAAAGGUUGGCAACGUUAGUAGUGUGAAAAAAGUUCCCUCUCACGUUAAAGAACCGGAUUUUUUCGUCAAGAAGCCAACCUACCCCGAUUUGAAAUCAAAUGAAGAAAUACGAAGAAUGAGACGAUCCUGUAAACUCGCCAGUUACAUUCUCGAAACUGUUGGUGAUGAUAUUAAGGUACACUAUAAUUUUAAAGCUUGAUGAAGUCAAUGUACUUUUAAGUUUUUUACCGGAUUGUGAUACUUUUCUAUUAGAAAUCAUAAUCUCUAAAAAUAUUUUGUGUCCUUCCUAUGUGAAUCUAUAGUUCACCUUGUAUUUAUCAUAUGAUCUCUUGAAUGUUAUUUCUUAAAUGUUAAUAUUUAGUGUUUUCAAAAGAGUCUCUUAUGAAUUAGUCUAAUUCAUGUAAAUGUCGCAUUUCAUUAAGAGAAUAUUCAUUGAAAUAUUCAUUGGGCUGGUCCCCAUUGGAAGGCUGGGCAGCUGAACAAUGGAAUGUUACCAUCUUGAUAACUGAUCUCGCUGAGCUAUAUUCAAUAUGGUAAUUUUCAAUAUUAUGUUAUCCGUAUUGUAAAGUUAUAUAUUAACACUUGUAGACUUGUAGUUGAAGCCCUUAAAUCUUACCUUACUUUGUUUGACUACAAAUAUGUAUAUAUAUUUGAGAUAUGAUACUCUCAUAUAGUCUCAUGAUGCCAAAUAUUUAUCUGAAACAGUUGUUUGGCUCAUUAUGGUUCAUUAAAUUUCAAUGUUUGAUGAAUUCGAAGUUGUUUCAAGAGAUUAUCAUACCAAGCCAUGUUUUUUUUUCAUUUUUGACAUUUUUAUUCACAGUUUGUAUUUUUCUGAUUUCAUAGUUGAAUGCAAAUGUGGUAUCCAAUUUAUUAUUUCUAUCUCAGUGGUCCGCCACCUGAGAUGAUUGUAUUUAUGGGUUAAUGUUCCUAUCAGAUUAAUUCAAUAAGUAAACGACUCGAGACCCUUGAAAGUGAAUGCAAAAAUAUAUUGGUUAUGGAGCUUCUCUUAUGAAUCCAUUCAUAGUUAUAAUAACUUACGUUUUUGCAAAGUUCAUUUAUAUCAGAAAUAUAAUAUUAUAUAUAUCAUUAUAUCAGAAAUAUUCUUUGAUAGUAUUUUCAUUUUAGUCGCCCCUCAUCUGAGAAAAUAUUAAAAAAGAAAUUGCAUUAACUAUUAUAAUGCUCUUAUGAAUUUAGUUAUUUCAAUGAGUUGACUUUCUGAGGCCCGAUAUCGGAAAUAUACUUUGAUAGUAUUUUCAUUUUAGUCGCCCCUCAUCUCAGAAAAUAUUAAAAAAGUAAUUGCAUUGCAUCUUAUGAAUUUUGUAAUUCUAUAAGUGAACGACUUGAGACCCUUGAAAGUGAAUGCAAAAAUGUAUUGGUUUUGGGAUGAUUCCAUUCAUAGUUAUAAUAACUUACGUUUUUGCAAAGUUCAUUUAUAUCUGAAAUAUAAUAUUAUAUAUCAUUAUAUCAUAAAUAUUCUUUGAUAGUAUUUUCAUUUUAGUCGCCUCUCAUCUGAGAAAAUAUUAAAUAUGUAAUUGCAUUUCUAUUAUAAUGAUCUUAUGAAUUUAGUAAUUCUAUAAGUAAACUACUGAAACCCUUGAAAGUGAAUGCAAAAAUGUAUUGGUUUUGGGGGUUCUCUUAUGAAUCCAUUCAUAGUUAUAAUAACUUACGUUUUUGCAAAGUUCAUUUAUAUCAGAAAUAUAAUAUUAUAUAUCAUUAUAUCAGAAAUAUUCUUUGAUAGUAUUUUCAUUUUAGUCGCCUCUCAUCUGAGAAAAUAUUAAAAAAGAAAUUGCAUUAACUAUUAUAAUGCUCAUAUGAAUUUAGUUAUUUCAAUGAGUUGACUUUCUCAGGCCCGAUAUCAGAUAUAUACUUUGAUAGUAUUUUCAUUUUAGUCGCCCCUCAUCUCAGAAAAUAUUAAAAAAGUAAUUGCAUUGCAUCUUAUGAAUUUUGUAAUUCUAUAAGUGAACGACUUGAGACCCUUGAAAGUGAAUGCAAAAAUGUAUUGGUUUUGGGAUGAUUCCAUUCAUAGUUAUAAUAACUUACGUUUUUGCAAAGUUCAUUUAUAUCUGAAAUAUAAUAUUAUAUAUCAUUAUAUCACAAAUAUUCUUUGAUAGUAUUUUCAUUUUAGUCGCCUCUCAUCUGAGAAAAUAUUAAAUAUGUAAUUGCAUUUCUAUUAUAAUGAUCUUAUGAAUUUAGUAAUUCUAUAAGUAAACUACUGAGACCCUUGAAAGUGAAUGCAAAAAUGUAUUGGUUUUGGGGGUUCUCUUAUGAAUCCAUUCAUAGUUAUAAUAACUUACGUUUUUGCAAAGUUCAUUUAUAUCAGAAAUAUAAUAUUAUAUAUCAUUAUAUCAGAAAUAUUCUUUGAUAGUAUUUUCAUUUUAGUCGCCUCUCAUCUGAGAAAAUAUUAAAAAAGUAAUUGCAUUAACUAUUAUAAUGCUCUUAUGAAUUUAGUUGACUUUUUGAGGCCCGAUAUCAGAAAUAGACUUUUUGAGGCCUGAUAUCAGAAAUAUACUCUGAUAGUAUUUUCAUUUUAGUCGCCCCUCAUCUCAGAAAAUAUUAAAAAAGUAAUUGCAUUUCUAGUACAAUGCUCAAGAAUUUAGUAAUUUCAAUGAGUUGACUUUUUGAGGCCCUUCAAACUUAUAUAAAGUUAUUUUUGACAAUGUUAUUCACAGUUUGUAUUUUUCUAUUAAUCAAGUUAUUGUUAUUCUAUUAUAUUUAACAAGUUCGUCUAUAUUCGAACUUGUACAAGAUGUUUAUUGUCUCAACAUUUAGAAAUGUAUUUGAGAAUGUUCUUAUUCAAAUCAACUUAGUUACUCCAAUUUUUGUUUAUCAACACAUCAAUAUCACGAAUAUUAUUGUUCAUGUUUAAUAAAUAAAACAAUUGAAUCUUGAUUUCUCAUUCCGCUGAGCAAUACUAAGCUUAUUGUAAUUGUACCUGUUCUGAGUUUCCUUCAAAAUGGCUUACUUUUCAGCUUAUCAUUUCAGUUAUUCUUUAUUGGCAGGCUUUUAGAGACAGUUUCAUCCCACCUGAGUGUAUUUCAUGUCACAUUUUUUACAAUAUGAUAAUAUCCUUCAAGUCAGUUGAUAAGAUCACGUCUUAUGAAUGAUAUUUAUAAUGUUCAAUGUUAAAAUUAAUACGAUGUUGUAAACCUUGCUCCAUUCCAUAAAAAAUAAAUGGUGAUUACAAUUAUAAGAUUACUAUCUGUGUUUAUAAUCUAAGAUUAUUUGAAGUCAUUCGUUGAAUUAUCUGGAAAGUAAUUCCAUUAUUAUAUUCGUGUUUGUAAUAAUAUCUAUAUUUGAUGUUGUUGAAUAAAGGAAAUCGUCAUUGUA
Molecule: messenger RNA, 5217 nt
Organism: Nilaparvata lugens (brown planthopper)
Lineage: Eukaryota; Metazoa; Arthropoda; Insecta; Hemiptera; Delphacidae
Product: methionine aminopeptidase 1D, mitochondrial
Exons: 2
Coding region: 149-1855 (568 amino acids)
Biological process (GO): deadenylation-dependent decapping of nuclear-transcribed mRNA; deadenylation-independent decapping of nuclear-transcribed mRNA; positive regulation of catalytic activity
Cellular component (GO): P-body
Molecular function (GO): metalloaminopeptidase activity; enzyme activator activity; mRNA binding
Source: RefSeq, a predicted model, not a curated record